CUAAUCUCCAAAUCUUAAUCCUGGGGAAAUCUGACCUGGGAUUCUGAAUGGCAUUACUCUCCUGGUUUCACUUUUCCCAGUAGCUCCUCCUCACAGCCUCCCUGUCCUUCCUCUGUGCUUAUGUCCUUCAGGCAAUCCUGCAGGCUAUGGAACUGCUGCUGAGAAGAAACUAUGUCCCUCAAAGGUCUUUCUACAUCUCCCUAGGACAUGAUGAAGCGGUAUCUGGGAAACACGGAGCAGAGAAAAUUGUAGCCCUACUGGAGUCACUCGCUGUCCAGCUGUCCUUUAUUAUAGACGAAGGAGGCUCUAUCAGGGAUGGUUCUUUGUUUGGUGUCUAUAAACCCUUUGCAGUGAUUUCAGUGUCAGAGAAAGAUGGCAUGAACCUCAGGUUACAGGUAGAAUCUGCUCCAGGCCAUUCAUCGGCCCCACCAAAGGAGACAAGCAUUGGCAUCCUCGCAGCAGCUGUCAGCCGGCUACAACAAACACCAAUGCCUAAUAUGUUUGGAUAUGGGACUGAGAAGAGUAUGUUAGAGCAGCUUGCAGGACAGUUUGGCUUCCCACUGAAUGUAAUCCUAACCAACCUGUGGAUAUUUGGACCCAUCAUGAGCAGAGUACUUGAGAAAAGUCCCAUCAGUAGUGCAAUGCUCCGAACCACUGCAGCACUCACCAUGUUCAAUGCAGGGAUCAAGAUGAACGUCAUCCCCCCGACUGCCCAGGCAACAGUCAAUCUUCGGAUCCAUCCUGGCCAGACCAUCUCUGAGGAAUGUGUAUUGCCAACACCGAUAUCCGACACUACACUAACAUCUCCACAGGCCUCUAUCGAUUUAAUCCUGUCUCUCUCUCUGAAGAGAGCUUCAAGAGUUUUCAUGGCUUAAAUGAAAGGAUCUCCAUCCCAGCCUAUGAGAACCAGGUGACAUUUCUGUUUGAAUUGAUCCAGAAUGCAGAUACUGAAAAGG
Messenger RNA from Trichosurus vulpecula (common brushtail), 956 nucleotides. RefSeq names its product N-fatty-acyl-amino acid synthase/hydrolase PM20D1-like. Gene Ontology annotation, molecular function: hydrolase activity, acting on carbon-nitrogen (but not peptide) bonds, in linear amides. Gene Ontology annotation, biological process: amino acid metabolic process. The transcript has 9 exons. NCBI's taxonomy places the organism in Eukaryota, Metazoa, Chordata, Mammalia, Diprotodontia, Phalangeridae. Bases 147 to 875 code for a protein of 242 amino acids. The record is from RefSeq and is a predicted model, not a curated record.